Messenger RNA from Harmonia axyridis, 3394 nucleotides. It is a transcript of the gene Ptl, whose product is annotated as homeotic protein antennapedia. The coding region runs from base 570 to 1544 and encodes 324 amino acids. Lineage: Eukaryota; Metazoa; Arthropoda; Insecta; Coleoptera; Coccinellidae. Gene Ontology annotation, cellular component: nucleus. Gene Ontology annotation, biological process: negative regulation of transcription by RNA polymerase II; anterior/posterior pattern specification. The transcript has 4 exons. The record is from RefSeq and is a predicted model, not a curated record. Gene Ontology annotation, molecular function: RNA polymerase II cis-regulatory region sequence-specific DNA binding; DNA-binding transcription factor activity, RNA polymerase II-specific.
GUAUUAUUGUUCUUUCUCCACUUCCAUCAGUGCCGCGUUAUUCUCUAGUGUAUGAAUUGUUUUGUGCGUGUUUUGCGUAUAUAAUUCGAGUGUGUAGGUAUUAGUCUGUCAAUUUUAUGACAACAUUUUGAAGUGGCAAUAAAUUGUCACAUGGGGGAAACGCUUUUUAUAUUGUACCUGUAUCCAAGGUUAUCAAUUAUGCGUUGAGAUCUUCUCAGUAAUCUCAACGACCUUUAAUUAUGUGUUAAAUGUGGAACUGAUAUUUGAUUCGAUAUAUUCGAGAUUCCCGCUUUCAAUGGAUUAUUUCAAUUGCAAAACGAUUUGGAGACACACUGUAUUCUAAAAGGGUAUCUGCGUUGUAUGUUGGUACAGAUUGUAGCCUGGAAUUGGUCCCUCAGCAUAGGAUAUCAGUGGAUAUUAGUAUUGUGAAUUCCGUGUUUAAAAUGAUGUGCAUCUACGAAGAUAGAGUGCCGUUAUUGUGAUCUGGUGCGGUUUUUUUCAAACAAACAAAGUGCGACAGUUGCUGUGAUCCCGAGUUUUAGGUUUAAUCUAGAGGAAGUUUAGGAAAGAUGAGUUCUUAUUUCGCGAACAACUACAUGCCGGAUAUGCGAAAUGGUGGCGUAUCGGCAGAACAUCCACACCAGCACCAACACUACGGUGCGGCAGUGCAAGUGCCUCAGGGAGGUGGAGCGGUUCAGACGGAUCCGAACGCGUGUGGCGACCCUUCGGUGGUGGGUCUGCGGCAGGGCAUCCCCCCGCACCACUAUGGAGGCCCCCCUGCCGCCGGCCAGCCACCGCAAGGGAUGCCGUACCCUAGGUUCCCUCCCUAUGACAGGAUAGAUGUGAGGAACGCAGGGUACUAUGGUGCCCAACCCCAACAAAUGGACGGUGCGCAAGGGUACAGGCCCGAUAGUCCGAGUAAUAUGCACAUGGGCAACGGUGCGCCCAAUGGACACCAAACACCUGUAGUUUACGCGAGCUGUAAGCUCCAAGCGGCAUCUGUAAGUCCAAACUGUGUAUUAGGACCAACGGGCAGUCCGCCACUGGAUACGUCGCAGCAGAUGGGCAACCACCACAUGGGUCACCACAUGCAGGAGCAGCAUCCGCAGCAUCACCAACAGCCCCAUCACCAGCAGCAACACAUGUUGUACGGAGCGCAGCAGAAUGCGAAUAUGCAUCCCCAGGCGGCUCAUCAGCAAGCUGCGAUACCUCAGCCUCAGGGUCAGCAACCGGCCAACAACACGGCUUCUAGCCUACCGAGUCCCCUGUAUCCUUGGAUGAGAAGCCAAUUCGAAAGGAAACGAGGACGACAGACCUACACCAGGUACCAGACCUUAGAAUUGGAGAAGGAGUUCCACUUCAACAGGUACUUGACAAGGAGGCGACGCAUCGAAAUAGCGCACGCGCUCUGCCUAACGGAGCGACAGAUAAAAAUAUGGUUCCAGAACAGGCGCAUGAAGUGGAAAAAGGAGAACAAAACCAAAGGAGAAGGCGGUUCAGAAGGUGGUGGCGACGAUAUCAGUCCUCAGGGAUCUCCUCAAUAAACAGACACGUCCUCUGAACUUCAACCAUGUACCUAAUUAUACAUUGUAGUCAUUUUCGAAAUGCAUUUACCUCCAGGUACGGCCCUGUACGCCCGUACCGCAAGUUGUGACCAUUUUCGGCGGAACCCCCCAAAGUGUCCCAACGCAACCGUAAUGACCUCUUCAGAAAGUCUUUGUGUAUAAUUCAGUCGAUAUAAGUUAGUAUAUAUAUCGAAGAGCGCAUAUGACAGAGCGAUAUUAUAGUUUAUUUAUUUAUGAAAAUGUAGAUAAUAUAAUUUUUAUUAUUAUUAUUAUUAUUUUUUUUUUAAAUAUUUUUUCUCGCGCGAAAUUCAAGUUGGACUCACACGAAUUUUUUUAGAGGCCAGUGUUACGUGCAAUCUUAUAGUGAAGCAGAAAAACUGCCAAAUUGAAAACUCCCCCCUCCCCACCAUUCGUACCCCCCAACCCCCCCCAAGUGUAAAAAUGUUUUUUCGUUUUUUUCACGUCGCCUUCGCGAUUUAAAAAAAUUUUUUCAAGUGAGAAUCUUUGGGUAAAACUGGAAAUUUACUGCGUUGAAAAAAAUGUGUGGAUUCAAAGUCAAAAAGGAGAAUAUAUGAAUGGUUAAGUGAAAGUGUACAAGUAGAUUAUUUACUUAAAUUGUAGAUACUUUAAAUGUAUGUAUAUUUGAGUUUAAAAACCAAUAAUUAUAAAGAAACUGUACAUAAAUCCUAUAACGAAGGAUAUGAAAUAUACGAUAUACAAAACGCACUUUCAUGCCAAAGGUAGAUUAAUAUUAUCUUUGUAGAGUUGUUAAACACUUUGGUACAGGUAAACUCAGACAACAAAAUUCCAAAAAAAUAAAUAGAAAAAUUUAUCACGUUUUCGAUUCGAUGAGUUCCUGGAGUUUUUCUAUUGUAUGUGUAAUUUGUCAGAAUUUACCUGUACUGUUUCAGUUCUCCUAUGUAAAUAAACUUCAGUACACCACUCGAGUUGGAAUAGAAAUAUUUCAUUUGCUGCAAGAGAGAGACAUAUUUUAUAUACCAUUAAAAUUGGGACGCAAUUCGGUAAAGUUUGUUGAUUUCUGAAUUGCCAGUGAUAAAUUGAUAACGAAAUACGUAACUCUGCUACAAACUUCAGUAUACGUAAUUUUUAAAAUUAACUAUUUUAUAAAGAGAAAAGAAUAUGUAAAAAGGGUUGGGCAGACUAAAUAGGUUAGUGAAUUCUUUGUUAACAUUAUAAUCUUUUCUAAAAAUGUACCUAUAGAAUUCUAUUUGAACCCCACUGGAAAAUCGGUUAACGGACUAUCAUUUCUCGACAAAUAUGAGUUGUAACCAUAAAAAAAACAAAAACAGUAUAUAGGAAAAAAGAAUUAAAAUUGUCGGAUCAUUUUAAAACUAUUCACCUGCACUGAAGUCUUAUUAUCAAAAGUUCACCAAUGUACAUGAUGAAUUUCUUGUGUAUGACUCAUAUUUUUCGAAAAUAUCGUUAUAUAUUACUCUAAACUAGGGUCGUGGUACGACAUGCUGUAUAUUUGUACCUAUAUGGAUAAAAUAGAAGAUAGUUCUUUGUGCUGUGGUGUCAACAUUUAGAUAUAGAAUUACUUGCUGAGUUUGAUGAACCUAACAAAUUCUGAUUUAUUCAUAAAGAGCGAACAGGAUUUCAAAAUCAAUUUUUCAUUUUGUUGUUGAGAAAAUAUUUAUCUCAAAUUAGGGAUAAUUUCAACCCAGUGGUAUUUUAGUUACAAAUGAAAUUUACUGAUAACUGCAAAUUCUGAUAUUAUACUUUAAACUUGGAUUUUGUCUUGUGGAUUUCAUCUUAUAUAUAUAUUGACAUAUAUAAUAUAUGUAUAAAUAAAUAUUAUUGUAAAUUGA